This is a messenger RNA of Gallus gallus (chicken), 1435 nucleotides long. RefSeq names its product enoyl-CoA hydratase, short chain 1 (gene ECHS1). Bases 1 to 1245 code for a protein of 414 amino acids. The record is from RefSeq and is a predicted model, not a curated record. Gene Ontology annotation, cellular component: mitochondrion. Gene Ontology annotation, biological process: fatty acid beta-oxidation. Gene Ontology annotation, molecular function: enoyl-CoA hydratase activity. Lineage: Eukaryota; Metazoa; Chordata; Aves; Galliformes; Phasianidae. The transcript has 8 exons.
AUGGCCAACGCGCGGCCGUACGCACCUCUGCGCGCGGGGGCCGCGCAUCCGCGCAGCGAUCCCCGACGCCUUCCGCUCCCACGUCCCGCGUGGGCGGCUCUCCUCCGCGCUCGCCGGCCCCGGGGCUGCCGCCGGCUCCGCUCCUCUCCGCGCCGGGCGGUGGGCACGGGGCCGCGCGCCCGCUGCGCGCCCCCGGGCGACGUGAAGCGCGGACACGCGUGGGGAGCGGCGGGGCGGGGCUCGCGUCGACCAAUGGCACAGGCGCGCUGCGGGGCGCGGCAGCGCCGACCAAUGGGCGCGAGGCGAAGCGAGGCUGCGGGGAGGCGGGGGCGUGGCCGCGCAGCUCUGCGCCGCGCAGCGAAAUGGCGGCCUCGUUGCGCGCCCUCCUCCGUCCCAGCGCCGGUGCCUGCGCCGAUGCCGCGCGGCGCCGCGCGUUCCUGGCGGCACUCCGCCCCCUUGUGGCGGGGCGGGGGUGCAGCGACGGUGCAGAAGGCCGGGGCGGGCGGCAGCGUGGGGCUGAUCCGGCUGCAGCGGCCCGAGGCGCUCAACGCGCUCUGUGCGGGGCUGAUGGAGGAGCUGAGACGCGCCCUGGACGCCUUCGAGGCCGACGGGCAGGUGGGAGCUAUUGUCAUCACCGGCAGUGAGAAGGCCUUUGCAGCCGGCGCUGACAUUAAAGAGAUGCAGAACAAAACCUUCCAGGAGUGCUAUGCUGGCGGCUUCCUGGCCGGCUGGGACCGGGUGGCCACUGUCCGCAAGCCCACCAUCGCCGCUGUUAAUGGCUUCGCUUUGGGCGGCGGCUGUGAACUGGCCAUGAUGUGCGACAUCAUCUAUGCCGGGGAGAAAGCGCAGUUUGGACAGCCCGAGAUCCUGCUGGGGACAAUCCCAGGUGCCGGCGGGACGCAGAGGCUGACCAGGGCGGUGGGCAAGUCGCUGGCCAUGGAGAUGGUGCUGACCGGGGAGCGUAUCUCGGCGGCGGAGGCCAAAGCGGCAGGUCUGGUCAGCAAAGUCUUCCCCGUGGACAAGCUGCUGGACGCGGCCAUUGGCUGCGCUGAGAAGAUCGCUGCCAACUCCAAGCUGGUGGUAGCUAUGGCCAAGGAGUCCGUCAAUGCUGCUUUCGAAACAACACUGACAGAGGGGAACAGGACGGAGAAGCGCCUCUUCUAUGCCACUUUUGCCACCGACGACCGCAAGGAAGGGAUGACUGCGUUUGUGGAGAAGCGCAAGGCCAACUUCACUGACAGUUGAACUGCAGAACCUGCAGACACUCGUUCCCCUUCGCUGCCCUUCACCACCCACGUGCCUCAAAAUGAAGGACGGGCCCGUCAGCACUGCAGAGGGAGCCAGCACCCGGCACUGAAUGAUGCCCACACUGGACAAGAUCCCCAGCAGGGUUUUGGCUCGUUAUUGCUAUUAAAAGGCUUUCCUGGUGCUGCCA